AUGACUUUUCAAGUUUGGGGGUGGCGGAGGACAAAUGUCCCUCAGAUUCCGUCUUGGAAGCCGGACACAGGACUGGAGGUGGGGAGGAAGGCGACGGGAGACCCCCGGGUGAGCGCGACCUCGGAUCCCACAGCAGUAGAGAGAGCAAACUUACUAAACAUGGCUAAACUGAGUAUAAAAGGACUCAUUGAAUCUGCUCUCAGCUUUGGCCGUACUUUGGACUCGGACUAUCCCCCUUUGCAGCAGUUUUUUGUUGUUAUGGAACAUUGUCUGAAACACGGUCUUAAAGUAAAAAAGUCAUUUUUAAGUUAUAACAAAACCAUCUGGGGCCCUUUGGAACUGGUGGAGAAGGUGUAUCCAGAAGCAGAAGAAAUAGGAGCCAGUGUGCGUGAUUUACCAGGUCUUAAGACACCCCUAGGUCGUGCCAGGGCAUGGCUUCGACUGGCUCUCAUGCAGAAAAAAAUGGCUGAUUACCUGCGCUGCUUAAUUAUUCAGAAGGAUCUCUUAAGUGAAUUCUAUGAGCAUCAUGCACUGAUGAUGGAAGAAGAAGGAGCAGUAAUUGUUGGGCUGCUGGUUGGCCUGAAUGUAAUAGAUGCUAAUCUGUGUGUAAAGGGAGAAGAUUUAGAUUCCCAGGUUGGAGUGAUUGAUUUUUCCAUGUAUUUAAAGAAUGAAGAAGAUAUUGGAAAUAAAGAAAGGAAUGUUCAAAUUGCUGCUAUAUUAGACCAGAAAAAUUAUGUUGAAGAGUUAAAUCGACAACUGAACAGCACAGUCAGCAGGCUUCACUCAAGAAUUGAUUCAUUAGAGCAUUCAAAUACUAAGCUGAUUCAAGAGUUAGCAAUAGCAAAGAAUAAUAUCAUUAAGCUCCAAGAAGAAAAUCAUCAAUUGCGAAGUCUUAAUAACUUGAUAUUAAUGAGAACACAGCAUCAUUUAGAGGUGACCAAAGUAGAUGUGGAGACAGAGCUUCAGACAUACAAGCACUCACGUCAGGGGCUGGAUGAAAUGUACACAGAAGCUCAAAGGCAGCUUCGGGAUGAAUCUCAGUUGCGACAAGAUGUGGAGAAUGAGCUAGUAGUACAAGUUAAUAUGAAAAAAGAGAUUGAACUUGCCAUGAAAUUGUUGGAGAAAGACAUCCAUGAGAAGCAAGAUAUUCUGAUAGGCCUGCGAAAGCAACUAGAGGAAGUUAAGGAAAUUAACAUUGCAAUGUAUCUUAAGUUGGAGGGUUCUGAAGGUGACUUGAAAGAAAAAAAUGAAAUAAUUGCACAAUUAGAAGAAAAAACCAAUAAAAUUACAGCAGCCAUGAGGCAGCUGGAACAAAGAUUGCAGCAAGCAGAGAAGGCGCAAAUGGAGGUUGAAGAUGAAGAUGAGAAAUAUCUACAGGAAUGUCUGAGUCAGUCCGACAGUCUGCAGAAACAAAUCUCUCAAAUGGAGCAACAGCUGGUUCAACUGGAAACUGAUUUGAAGAUUGAAAAAGAAUGGAGGCAGACUUUGCAGGAAGAUCUUCAAAAGGAAAAAGAUGCCUCAUCCCAUCUUCGAAAUGAGACUCAACAAAUCGCUAACCUUAAAAAAGAGUUCCUUACCCUCCAGGAUGAAAAUGAGCACUUGAAGAAAACUUAUCAGGAUCAAGAACAAGCUCUUCAAGAACUUGGCAACAAGCUUAGCGAAUCAAAGCUUAAAAUAGAAGAUAUAAAAGAAGCCAACACAGCAUUACAGGGACUAGUUUGGUUAAAAGACAAAGAAGCGACACACUGCAAACUUUGUGAAAAGGAAUUCUCUCUCUCCAAGAGAAAGCACCAUUGUAGAAACUGUGGGGAAAUUUUCUGUAAUGCCUGCUCUGACAACGAACUGCCUUUGCCUUCUUCACCAAAGCCAGUACGAGUCUGUGAUUCCUGUCAUGCUUUGCUGAUUCAGAGAUGCUCAUCUAAUUUGCCAUAG
Messenger RNA from Elephantulus edwardii (Cape elephant shrew), 1932 nucleotides. It is a transcript of the gene RUFY2, whose product is annotated as RUN and FYVE domain containing 2. NCBI's taxonomy places the organism in Eukaryota, Metazoa, Chordata, Mammalia, Macroscelidea, Macroscelididae. Gene Ontology annotation, molecular function: metal ion binding. The coding region runs from base 1 to 1932 and encodes 643 amino acids. Gene Ontology annotation, cellular component: cytoplasm. The record is from RefSeq and is a predicted model, not a curated record. The transcript is spliced from 18 exons.